ACUCUGACGAGCUGGCUGGAUCAGUGCAUGCAGAGCCGCGUCGAAGAAGAAGCCAGCGGUGUUGUUUGAAGCCGCGGCGCGGUCUGCAUAGCCGGCUGUCCCUGCGGACGUGCGUUUCAGUACUGCUUGACGGACGCCGACGGGAUGCUCGAGAGUGCGAGCUAAGCCUCGAUUUGGCUGGAAAGGGGGCGCGGCUUCGUUUCCCAGGAAAGGUGAAAAGUAGCAGCGACUCAGGCGUCACUGCCUAGCAGCCAGGGCCAUGGGGACUUUCGCGGGCCACGCCCUGCCCGGGACGUUCCUCUUUAUUAUGGGAACCUGGUGGGCCUUUAGCACCUGGCGCAACUACGUCCGUAGCAAGGAACGCAAGUGGCGUUACACCUGCCGCGCCUGGUACGUGAUGCCCGGCCCGUGCCGGCACAUCUGCAUCGAGGGCAUCGCCAAGAUCAUCACCUGCUCCAUCGGUGUCACCGGCGAGGUGGCCACGGCCUUCGAGAACGGCCACUUCGUCUACAUGGGCAACGCUCAGCACGUCUCCAUGUACACGUUCUACCUCCUCAGCGGCGUAGUCGACGUCAUGACCAACAGCCGGUUCCCGUUCCCGCUGGGCACCGACCACGUGGUGCUCCUGCUCGCCGUCACGGUCGAGGGCCUGCUGUUCCACUUCCACCUGCACGGAAGAGCCCACCUCGACGUUCUGGUCCACACGAUCCUGGUCUACACUGUGGCGGCCGAGGCGGCCUGCAUCAUCGUCGAGAUGUGUCGACCCCGAAGUUUUUUUGCGUCCCUGGGCCGCGCCUACUUCUGCUUGCUGCAGGCGACUUGGUUUUGGCAGGUCGGAUUCAUCCUUUACAGCCCGCUGCCCGCAUAUCCGCCAUGGGAUGUGCAUAGCCACAUGGACAUGAUGCUAGCCGCCAGCGUGUUCACCUGGCACAUGAUGGCUCUGCUGUUGUACCUUGGAGCGGUGGGCGUCCUGGCUUGGGCCGUGAACCGAUCGUCUGGAAGAUGCUUCGACGACUCCUCUUUCGAGGUGCAGGAAGGGGGUGACUCGCGCUAUGCGCUCGUGAGUGGGUCUCCCGUGAAGUCGGCGGGCGAUGGUGCGCCGAAGAUGAACGCGGAGCUCGGUGACUACAGUGAGGAUGACGCUGCUUUCAUGUGAGCCACUCCGGAAGCUGCACGAGAGAACGAUGACGAUGUGCCUUUGUCGGCGGAGUCAAGAGCAGCACGUCCCAAAGCUUGAGUGUGCUACAUCUAGCAAUGAAGAUGACAUGGACAACUUAGCUGAAACGACAGCACAGUGUGUGAAGCACAACUGGGUGUGUGAAACUGAAAAUGUUCUUCGUUGUGGACAUUCACCUUUUAUGUAAAACACUGAUGUUCUUGCAGUUGCCA
Dermacentor albipictus is the source of this 1389-nucleotide messenger RNA. RefSeq names its product transmembrane protein 45B-like. The record is from RefSeq and is a predicted model, not a curated record. Lineage: Eukaryota; Metazoa; Arthropoda; Arachnida; Ixodida; Ixodidae.